UUUUUCCGUUAAGAAAGAUCCGAGUGAAAAUGAGCUCAAUAAAUCCAAAAUCGCUACCGUUGCAUUGUGUCGUCGAAUCGGUGCAUUCAUUGCAGGCCUCACUCGCCAUCGAUUCACGUAGUCCAUGGAAGCGACGCACGAAUAUCGAGACAGACAGUUAUGUGAUUAUGGCCGCAGCAACGCCAUGGUCGGAAUUGGUGCAGACAGCAUUGCAGCGACUCGGCUACUCACAAGAGGCGGUCAAUACGGCAAGAGGUUCGAUUAUGAUUAAAAACUGGAAACCCAUACCGUUGGAAAUGAUCUCUGAUAAUCCGGUAGUGCCCGUGAGUGAUAUAAUCGGUGAAUUGACCUCGGUGGUCACACUACGUAUUGUCAUAUUACGUUCCAAGCCAUCCACAUUCGGUGAAAUCAAGGAUAAAUUACUGAAGUUGCUGGUUUUGCAAUCACACACCGUACUGCGCUCCACCGGUUGUCCACUCGAUGAGAUGACGCUUUCACAAAUAUGCCGCGCCUCUUACCAGAACCCAUAUUCAUUUCCGGCGGGCGAGAUCUCCGAUGAGCUCCGUCGCAAAUUCGAUCAAUGGUGGUCGCAACAACUCACGCCACAGUCAAGUAUUACACCAAAAAUGUUACCGUUCCUAACUGCGCCAACGUCAGUGCCCAACGAAAUGGACUUUCCAGUCGGCUCCGCAGCCGUUGCAGCAGCCGCUGCUGCCGCUGCAGCUGCACAAGCCGGCCUACAUGCCGCCUCGGGUGUGGGCAAUGUGCCGGGCAGCAAUAUGCCCGGCUUGAGCGCUAGUCGUGAUUCGCUGCUUAUGAAUGAUGCCACACACCAUGGUCCACAAGGUGCAGCCACAACACAUCACGCCAAUAUGCUAGUGCAUCCAGCCAUGCAUCCGUCAAUGCAUCAUCACCAUCACCACCAUCCACACGCCCAGUACCCCAAUCAGAAGACACGUAUGCGCACCAGUUUCGAUCCAGAAAUGGAGUUGCCAAAACUACAGAAAUGGUUCCAGGAGAAUCCGCAUCCAUCGCGUCAGCAAAUACAAACGUAUGUGGUGCAGUUGAAUGCUUUGGAAUCGCGACGUGGCCGCAAGCCGCUGGACGUGAAUAAUGUGGUGUACUGGUUCAAAAAUGCACGUGCGGCUCAAAAGCGGGCUGAAAUGCGUGGCGGUUUGGCGGCACUCGGUCAUCCCAGCCUCAAUGGGUUCGUGCUGAAUCAGCACGGGCAGCUGGGUCAAAGCUCGAGCAGCAGUGCUGGCAGUCACCAAAUGAGCAGCAGCAAUAUCAAUUUGGCCAUGUCACAUGACUACCUGAAGAGUCCGUUGAGCCUGAAGUCUGAGGAUGUGGAUACAAUGUCACAGCACUCGGAUGACAUGGACGAAGACAACAGCCGCCCAGGCUCGCCACAAUUACCGCUCUCUCUAACUACGCACGAGCGUAAUCGCAAUUCGCCACUCGAGGACGCUGAAGGAAAUAUGGAGCACAAUGAGAAUCGUCGUGAUAUCGGUGCUGCUGAAGGCGCGUUGAAAGAUGAAGCCGCCGAUUGCCAAGCCAUGUUGAAUGGUUCGCUUAAUCAAUCGCUACGUUCGUGUUCGCGCAGCUAUACUGAGGAGGAAACCCAGGCGCAGGGAAAACAAAACGAGCCGCAAGUAGACGAUCAACAAGGCGACAAUUCCAAUGAAAAUUCAGCUAAUAAUCAACAAAAUAACACAGAACACAACAACAAUAGCAAUAACAACAAUAAUAAUAACGCAAGCAAUGUCAACAAUAAUAACAAUUGUAACAAUAGCAAUAAUAACAAUAGCAACAACAACAAUAACAAUGAACAGCUCUGUGAUGCCGUUAAUACACAACCGCAAGCACAUUCCUCCCCCAAAAUGAGUUCGCCGAAAGAAGAGGAUGAUGAUCUCGAUUUGGAAGACGAUGACGAUGACAACGAGAAUGAUACCUCACAGCUAGAUGAGUACCGUUCACCCUCACCCGAUUUGGCAAAUGCCAUAGCCCAACGCAAAGAUUUGCCCUUUCCAAUGGUGCCCAACUCGAUGUUCUCACAGUCGUUCAUGUACAUGAGCCAUUACAUACCCGGUUUCGGGCAAGCGGCUGCCAAUCAUCCGCAUGCACAUCAUGCCGCUGCUGCAGCUGCUGCUGCCGGUAUGCCACCAAAUGCGCUAAUGAACCCGAGCGGUCUGAAUUUGUCGAGUAUGUCGAGUGAGGAGCGACGCAAGAGGAAUCGUACCUUCAUCGAUCCGGUCACCGAGGUGCCGAAGCUGGAGCAAUGGUUUGCUAUGAAUACACAUCCAUCACACAACCUGAUACUGAAGUAUACGGAGGACCUGAACACAAUGCCAUACAGACAAAAGUUCCCCCGUUUGGAGAGUAAAAAUGUGCAGUUUUGGUUCAAGAAUCGACGUGCCAAAUGCAAGCGUCUCAAGAUGUCGCUCUACGACAGCUCUCAGCUACAAGGCCUCAACUCAUUUGUGAGCAAAUAUGAAGAACGCGAUUAGAGGGGAAAUGGAACGGCCGAAGCGGUGUAAGGACCUACAAAGGAUGAUUCUCCUAAACUGAAAGUAUUGUAAAAACAGCAGGUUUGUGCAAAAUUUGAUGAUGCAAAAGAAAAGAAAAAAAACACACACAAAUAAUUGUAAAAUCAAGCGUGUCGAUUACCAGUGAUAAAGCGACUGAUUGUUGUUUGAAAUAAAAUACAAGAAAACAAAGUUUCACUACGAA
Molecule: messenger RNA, 2730 nt
Organism: Anastrepha obliqua
Lineage: Eukaryota; Metazoa; Arthropoda; Insecta; Diptera; Tephritidae
Gene: dve
Exons: 5
Coding region: 30-2507 (825 amino acids)
Biological process (GO): regulation of transcription by RNA polymerase II; chromatin remodeling
Molecular function (GO): DNA-binding transcription factor activity, RNA polymerase II-specific; RNA polymerase II cis-regulatory region sequence-specific DNA binding
Source: RefSeq, a predicted model, not a curated record